GGGAUUUCUAGCCCGAGGUGGCAACGCUGCGGCGGGCGGGCCAUGUGGGGGCCUUCGAGAAGCGGCAGACGACGAGACGCACGCAACAGCAGGCUGACCGCAGCGACCACCACGAUCACACGACGCCAUGGCUGCUGCUCUGAGAAGAUUCAUCCCCCUGUUUGACCGCGUGCUGGUUCAGAAGGCGGAGGCCAUCACCAAGACCUCCUCUGGCAUCCUGAUCCCCGAGAAGUCUGUGGCCAAGGUGCUGACUGGCAAGGUGGUGGCAGUGGGCGAGGGCCAGCGGACAGAGAGCGGCAGUCUGAUCCCUCCUGCUGUGUCUGUCGGGGAUGAGGUUCUCCUGCCAGAGUUUGGCGGCACAAAAGUGACACUGGAAGAGAAGGAUUACUUCCUCUUCAGGGACUCCGAUAUCCUGGCUAAGCUGAAGAGCGAGUGAUCCCGACAUGGCAGCUAGUGCACGUGUUCCCAUAGAGGCAUUGAAGUAAGGUUUUCUAUAAAGUGAGGAAUUCCAGCAAGUCUUCAAAAAGACUUGCCUCCAGUUGUAGAACUUUUUAUAAUUUAAUCAUGUACUGUUUUGUAGGAUGUGAGAUUAAAACCAUGACCAUUGGCAAGAUAUAUACAUGCCAGGUUAUGUGAAUGAUUGUUAUCACCACUUUUCAUGAAGACCCAACAUUUCAUUACUAUAUCAUCAUCAUGUGAUGUGCAAAUACAGUGUAAAUAUCUAGAUUAAUUGUUUUCAAAAUAUAUUGCUUGUUUUGA
Molecule: messenger RNA, 759 nt
Organism: Eriocheir sinensis (Chinese mitten crab)
Lineage: Eukaryota; Metazoa; Arthropoda; Malacostraca; Decapoda; Varunidae
Product: 10 kDa heat shock protein, mitochondrial-like
Exons: 3
Coding region: 128-436 (102 amino acids)
Cellular component (GO): mitochondrial matrix
Molecular function (GO): protein-folding chaperone binding; metal ion binding; protein folding chaperone
Source: RefSeq, a predicted model, not a curated record